AUGUUCGCCAUCCUGCUCGGUGUUACGGUGGCUCUGCUGUUUGCUUAUCUCAUCAAUGAAUUUCGUCGACCAACCAAUUACCCACCGGGCCCACCCUGGCUUCCGGUGGUAGGAAACACACCCUACAUACGAAAGCUCGCGCGGCAAUAUGGAGGACAGCAAAAAGUGUUCGAACUGUUGGGUAAAACCUACCGCAGCAAUGUGAUCGGACUGAAGCUGGGCCGGGAGUAUGUUGUCGUUGCACUCAACUACCCCGCCGUCAAUGAGGUCCAUCGGAACGAUGUAUUUGCCGGACGGCCCGAUAACUUCUUCAUUCGCUUGCGGACAAUGGGAACAAGACUUGGCGUAACGUGCACGGAUGGACCGUUCUGGGCGGAACAUCGCAACUUUGUCACGCGCCAUCUGCGACAGAUCGGGUACGGUCGGCAACCGAUGCAGCUGCAGAUACAGAACGAACUGAACGAGUUGGUGGAUGUGAUACGCGUGCGCCAGGGAGAACCAAUAUGGCCCGCCAGCAUCCUGUCAACGAGCGUUAUCAACGUGCUGUGGACAUUCGUGACCGGAUCGCGCAUUCCACGGGAAGAUGAUCGGCUACAGCGAUUGCUCCGUUUGCUGCAGGAACGCUCAAAAGCCUUCGAUAUGUCCGGUGGGGUGUUAAGUCAACUGCCGUGGCUUCGAUUCAUCCUGCCGGAAUGGAGCGGAUACAACCUGUUGCGUCGUUUCAAUCUCGAGUUGAAUGAAUUCUUUGCACCGACCAUCGCCGCACAUCACCGCAAUUUCACCGAUGACAAAGCCAAUGACGACCUGAUCUACGGUUACAUCAAGGAAAUGCGUGACCGUCGCGAUGAUCCCGAAUCCACCUUCACCGAUCUUCAGCUCACGAUGAUCAUACUGGACAUCUUCAUCGCCGGUGGACAAACGACGAGCACAACGCUUGAUCUGGCCUUCAUGAUGAUGAUCCUGCGCCCGGACAUACAGGCCCGCAUUCGUCAGGAGAUCGAUGCGACGUUACGUCCCGAUGAGCUACCGCAGCAAACCGAUCGUUCGCAGCUACCGUACACCGACGCGUUCCUGCUGGAAAUUCAACGAUUCUUUCACAUCGUCCCGGUUAGUGGACCGCGGCGUACGCUCGCCGAUUGUUCGCUGGGUGGCUACCGGCUACCGAAAAAUACCACCGUGCUAAUCGGCCUCCGAACCGUGCACAUGGAUGCGGACUAUUGGGGCGAUCCGGAAGUGUUUCGCCCGGAGCGAUUCCUCGAGUGUGCGCAGGAUACGACGAGCAAGGCCCAUCUACACACCGACCGGUUAAUGUUUUUCGGCAUCGGAAAACGGCGCUGCUUGGGCGAGGUGCUAGCGCGGGCCUGUUUGUUUACGUUUUUCGUAGGAGUGAUGCAAAAGUUUGAGCUACUUAAACCGACGGAAGGGAAUCGUGCGAUGGAACCGUCGAUCGUGCUGCGACCGGGUAUAACGCUCUCGCCCAAACCGUACGAAGUAGUGUUUCGGUCACGAUUAUAGUGCAAUUUAAUGCUAGUUAUAGGAUAGAAAAUGUCACUUUUAGUAACAGCAGCUUAGUAAUACAAAUAUUCAACAGAAAAGUGCCAUACAUUAGAGUUGCUUUUAAUUGCUUUUUGGUAAAGGGCAAUGCUGACUGCUGCCUUUUUUUCUAAUAAAAAUAGCAAAUAUCACCAUAACCAAGGAAUACUCUCGCAUAUUGGCGAAUAAACACAGAAAAGUUUGCCGAACAACGCAUAAAUUAAAAGGUGCAGCGCUGCAUAUUGCAUACUUUAAGGCGUUUAUGUGAAUUAAAUGAAACUGAAGUUUAUAACAGGUGGAAGGUGGAAUUUGCGAGAUGUAAACUUUAAACCAAUAAAAGCAAGGUUUUAUACACAUUUUAUAUACAUACAAGCAACUUCGUACACACAUUAAAGGUAAUAAAACU
Anopheles moucheti is the source of this 1939-nucleotide messenger RNA. Its product is annotated as probable cytochrome P450 305a1. Lineage: Eukaryota; Metazoa; Arthropoda; Insecta; Diptera; Culicidae. Gene Ontology annotation, cellular component: cytoplasm; intracellular membrane-bounded organelle. The record is from RefSeq and is a predicted model, not a curated record. Gene Ontology annotation, molecular function: oxidoreductase activity, acting on paired donors, with incorporation or reduction of molecular oxygen, reduced flavin or flavoprotein as one donor, and incorporation of one atom of oxygen; heme binding; iron ion binding. The coding region runs from base 1 to 1515 and encodes 504 amino acids. The transcript is spliced from 3 exons. Gene Ontology annotation, biological process: xenobiotic metabolic process.